Messenger RNA from Penicillium nucicola, 852 nucleotides. RefSeq names its product class I SAM-dependent methyltransferase. Lineage: Eukaryota; Fungi; Ascomycota; Eurotiomycetes; Eurotiales; Aspergillaceae. Bases 1 to 852 code for a protein of 283 amino acids. The transcript is spliced from 3 exons. The record is from RefSeq and is a predicted model, not a curated record.
AUGUUGACCCUUACUCCAACACACGUCCGGGCAGAAGCUAUGGUGACUCAAAAGGAUUACUGGGACUCCGAGACCUAUGCCGCAGCUGCGUCCUUUGCAUCGCAUUUUGCCGACACUCUCGUUGAGAGAAUCGAAUUUAAGCCCACAGAUCGUGUUCUUGACAUUGGUUGUGGAGAUGGCAUAUUCACCAGCAGAUUUGCUCCACGGGUUGGAUAUGUUCUCGGCGUUGACUCGUCUCCGUCAAUGAUAGAGUCUGCCAAGAAGAUGGACUACGGUUCCACGUCAACUGAGUUUCAUGUUGUUGAUUGCCGAUACUUGAACAAGGAUCCCAAGAUCAUGAACGGAAACUGGGAUAAGGUUGCCUCAAAUGCUGCCUUCCAUUGGAUAUUACGAGACAAAAUCACCCGUAUCUCCACACUGAAAGCCAUAUUCAAAUCUAUGAAGCCCGGGGGAGUCUUCUUCUUCGAGAUGUGUGGACAUGGAAACGCAGCGGAGAAGAUGACGGCAUUUAUGUUUGCCCUUGUCAACCAGGGAGUCCCCAUCGAGAAGGUAGAGGCAGCUUGUCCUUGGUUCUAUCCAUCCGACGCAUAUAUGAAGGAAGCCCUUGAGAGCGUUGGGUUUGAGAUCAAGACGAUUGGGCUGAAGUCGGAAGCUCACCCCGUGGCCAGCGCUGGGAUGGAGGGGUUCAUGAGGCUCAUUGGGGCUCAGAUGUUGGAUCUUCUAGAUACCGAAGAGCAAAAGGACAAGGUUAUCGAGCAGAUUGUUCGAAUGACUCGAUAUGGCACAACUCGGGAGGAUGGAACUCAGUGGAUUAGCUACACUGGAUUGAGAUGCAUUGCUGUGAAGCCUUGA